This is a messenger RNA of Capronia coronata CBS 617.96, 1710 nucleotides long. RefSeq lists its product as uncharacterized. Gene Ontology annotation, cellular component: transcription export complex 2. Gene Ontology annotation, biological process: poly(A)+ mRNA export from nucleus; post-transcriptional tethering of RNA polymerase II gene DNA at nuclear periphery; transcription elongation by RNA polymerase II. Gene Ontology annotation, molecular function: RNA binding; double-stranded DNA binding. The transcript is spliced from 2 exons. The record is from RefSeq and is a predicted model, not a curated record. NCBI's taxonomy places the organism in Eukaryota, Fungi, Ascomycota, Eurotiomycetes, Chaetothyriales, Herpotrichiellaceae. The coding region runs from base 1 to 1710 and encodes 569 amino acids.
AUGCCUCCCGUCGGCAGCAACAGCUCAGCGUUGGACUCGUUCCUGACCGAGAUCAUCGCGAGCGUCAGAGGCAAAAAUGGAGGCCGGAUCACCGAGCUCAUCCAGCUCGACUUCGACAGCUUGACGCCAGACCGGCAAAAGCCAUACGCGGAUCUGAAUCAAGAGCUGAACCGCAAUUUCCCCCCCGCGAAUGACGGAGGACUCGUGUCGCGGUGCAGAAAUGCUCUCCCGCAAGACGAGUUCGGGACCUUCAGCACUACAUUCUCCGAGAGUAUCAUCCAAUAUUUUCGGUAUCUGCGGGAUUUCACGACGGCCGACAACCAGUCCAAAGCGUCCAAAAUCAGGCAGUUGACGAGCCAAUGUGUCACUGCGCUCGGAGAUUCGAAAUAUGGAGUGAUCAUGAUACCCAUUGUGCUCUCCUUCUCACGUACUCUGGCGAUGGUGGCCACGAACUUGGACCGCAACCCGGCCUUGAUCCGAGACAGUAAUCUUCCUGCCACGCAGAACACGGAAGGCGCUCCAGGGAAAGUCAGCUUCGUGGAAGACGCGGCCAACGUGCUACGGGAUGCAUUCAUCAAAUGUUUGGCGGGGAGUCCUGGUGUACAACGAACCAGCAGGCCGUCCGCGGACGACAAGCGCGUGGGAAUCUAUCUGACGGCCAACUCGUGCCUCAAGCUUCUCAUCCAGUGUCGCAAACUGCGCAACGCGCAGCAAAUGUUCUCCAGCAUUGAUGCACAGUCUCCGCCCCUGUCAUAUUAUCCCGCCGCACAGCGAGUCACGUACCUGUACUACCUGGGACGGUACCAUUUCGCCAACAACCAUUUCCGACGUGCUCAAGCCGUGCUCGAGAAGGCAUACGAGCAAUGUCACCGCCAAGCCAUCAAACAUCGACGACUGAUCCUGACGUACCUGAUGGCGGCCAACAUCUGUUUGGGCCGGUUACCCUCGCCGGCACUGCUGUCGCGGCCGGAAGCGUCCGAGAUCGGGGCGAGAUACGUGCCGCUCUGCAAGAUCAUCCAGAGCGGUGACUUGGCCCGGUUCCAGCAAUACCUAGAUCUGGACAGUGAUUCGGGCCAAUGGUUUUUGAAGAGGUCUGUCCUUCUCCAGCUACAAGAUCGAUGCGAGAUCAUUGUUUGGAGGAGUCUCAUCCGCAAGACGUUCCUCCUGAGCGGCUACAUGGGCGAGGAAAAGAAGGUCCCUUUCUUGAGAUUACAAAAUGUCCGUCACGUGGCGUCUUGGGCGCUGAAGAGGCUGAAAGACAACGGAGCGGCCAAUAGCAACGGGCUACAUACGACAAGUAACGGGACAAACUACGUCGAUCCGGAGUUUGCAGGCAUCGAUGCGGCGAUCAACGAGACGGGAUUUGAUCCAGAAAGCGGACAAUACCUUGACGAGUACAUUGGUCAGCACGUGCCCGCUGUCGACCAACCUGAAGACCCACCUACCAUGGCGGAGGUUGAAUCUGUCGUUCUCAGUCUGAUCCAGCAGGGGCUGCUGAGAGGGUUUGCCCUCCACACGAACCCUCGGUUUGCAAUACCGGGAAGCCAGAAGGCCGGAGGGCCGAUGCGGGCAGGAUUUCCUCCAGUCUGGAGCGUCAUCGAGAGUAAACAGACUGAAGCGGCAGUGCCCGGUCUGGUUGAGGAGGCAAACCUUGGUUCGGAAGGAGGACGGGUGGUGCGGAUUUUUGGAGCCCGGCCAGCGGUAGCAUGA